This is a messenger RNA of Abrus precatorius (Indian licorice), 728 nucleotides long. Its product is annotated as NAD(P)H dehydrogenase (quinone) FQR1-like. The record is from RefSeq and is a predicted model, not a curated record. Lineage: Eukaryota; Viridiplantae; Streptophyta; Magnoliopsida; Fabales; Fabaceae. Gene Ontology annotation, molecular function: FMN binding; NAD(P)H dehydrogenase (quinone) activity. The transcript is spliced from 4 exons. Bases 117 to 728 code for a protein of 203 amino acids.
UAUUGAUCGAGCUUCCCUCUAUUAUGCAAAUUCCAGGACUUGGGUGUUCAUCAAGCAUAAUAGAAAGAAACAGAGAAAAGAGUACGUAGAACCAGAGAGACCUUAGGAGAACAUCAAUGGCUGUCAAAGUUUAUAUUGUGUACUACUCAAUGUACGGACAUGUGGAGAGACUAGCAGAAGAGAUAAAGAAAGGAGCUGAUUCUGUGGAAGGUGUUGAAGCCAAAUUAUGGCAGGUAGCUGAGACAUUGCCAGAGGAGGUUCUUGGUAAGAUGAGAGCACCACCAAAGAGUGAUGUACCCAACAUUACCCCAAAUGAACUCUCAGAAGGUGAUGGUUUUGUCUUUGGCUUCCCAACAAGGUUUGGAAUGAUGGCUGCUCAAUUCAAAGCUUUUAUGGAUGCAACUGGGGGUCUAUGGAAAACACAACAGCUUGCAGGCAAACCUGCUGGAAUCUUCUACAGCACUAGUUCCCAAGGUGGUGGACAAGAGACUACUGCGCUUACAGCUUUAACUCAACUGGUUCAUCAUGGAAUGAUAUUUGUUCCAAUUGGAUACACAUUCGGUGCUGGAAUGUUUGAGAUGGAAGAACUCAAAGGUGGAAGUCCAUAUGGUUCAGGAACUUAUGCUGGUGAUGGCACAAGACAGCCAACCAAGCUUGAAUUAGAACAAGCAUUCCACCAAGGGAAGUAUAUUGCCACCAUCACAAAGAAACUCAAGGAAGAUGCAUAA